UUCCUGCAGUCCUGGAGACUAACUCUCAGAGGGAAAUGAUUCCGCAUGAAUUGCAUGGACCGUUCUCCCACAGCAGGAGUGACUUCCUUUGCUUACGAUUGAAAUCUGUGUCCAUCCAACCCUAAGCACAGGACACAUUCCCUUCCAGCACCACUCUCCUCUUGACCCCAUCCCCAUUCUCACCCUGAUAAGUGGGAGGGAUACGAUAUUCAGAGACAAAUAGAAGGGCAAUAGAGAGUCAGAGGGAAGAAACAUCAAAAAAGAGUGGUACAGGAUACAUACACACCAUGAAGUCAACGCAGAACGAAUGCCUGCCCCCCAAAAAACGUGAGAUCCCAGCAAGCACUCUGCCCUCAGAGGAGAGGCCCAUGGUUAUGGCGCCUGCCAAUGAGAGCCAACGUGGGGGGAACCUCGCCUGGCUUGCCAGUCUGGCAAGUGGGCAUGAUAAAGGCACCAGGCACACCAGCACCUCUGCAGAACACGAUGGGCCACAAUAUAAACCAAUGUCUGCCCCUGCUGAAAGUGCACUUCCUUUAUCAACACACUCACAGAGAGCUCCAAUUGCAGUGACCACCAUACCUGCAGUGUACACGUCACCCCUCUCACACCCAGCAGGCACCAUCCAGUACACACCCCUGCCCCCAAAUGUGCACUUUAUCAGCUCACCAUAUGCAGCACCAUAUCCUGGCUACAUCUCUCCGCUAGUACCCCAGUCUGCUGUCGCCACCAGCACCACACAACGUGAUGCUUACGCUAUCACCUCCAGUUCUUCCGCAUCUAAAAUUGACCACCACCAUCAGCUGGGUCGUCCAACAUCUGAUAGCACAUCUUUGCCCCACUCCACCCAGUAUGUGCAAAUUGCUGGUUCUGUAAACGUAUCCUCUCGGACUGCACCAUCUCCCCAUGGUCACAUGCCCCUACACCUACACCCUCACCACACAAUUCCCAUCAGUGGCACCUCACAGGUCUUUGUUCAGUGCACAGAUGGACUUUUCCCCAAGAGGGAGGAUAACAGGCCUAGGGAGAUCCUAAAUGGAGAGCUGGAGAAGGACAAACGCUUUGGUCUAUCUCCAGAGUCUAGUGCAGGGAAGCAGGGCAGCAGCACUGCCAAAGGGAGCUCCUUCAACCAACAGCACCAGAUUCACCAGCAGCAGAGCCUGCAACACUUUGAGGCUCGCCACUUGGUGCUACCUGUUGAAUAUGCACAAGAUAGUGCAGCCAUGCGGACCUCUUUAGUGCUUAUACCCAACAGUCAUAGCUCUAGUGUUGCUGACCCUGGAGGUACACCGGACAAGCUGCCUCCCCCAACAUCCCACAGUGAUAAAGGAGGGAUUUGUGCUGGCAAACCAGUAUCUCGCAUUUCCUCCACCUCUGCAUCCCAUCCUUUUCCUCCUCCGCCUCCACCUGUGGACAAUCUAAAGGGGGCAGUUACUGCACUGUCCCCACAUGCAGUCAUCCAGACCACACACAACACCACAGAGUCACUUUCCCUGGGCCUUCCCUCUAACAGUUUCUACUCUGCACAGCAGCCCAUCAUUGGUUACAUUGCUGGCACAGGGCACCAGCAGCCUCUCAGCUACCACACCAGCCUGCCCCAGCACCUGGUCAUUCCUGGAACUCAGCCGGUCAUCAUCCCAGUAAGUGGAACAGAAGCUCCCACGACAUCAACUUCGCCACCCUUGCCUGCUGCACUGCCCCAUGCGUUCAUCACCUCAACGCCCUCCAAAGUGGAGUCCUUUGAUACUCCAGCCCCUUAUCCCCACCCUACUGCAGCGGUGCUUCAAGCCCAGUUACACCUGCCUGUGGUUCCAGCCUCUGCUGGCCUGCUAACGACUCCACCUCCUUCUUCAUCUCCCUCGCUGCCCCCUUACUUCACUAAGGGCUCUAUCAUCCAGCUUGCAGAUGGGGAGCUGAAGCGAGUGGAGGACCUGAAGACAGAGGAUUUUAUUCAGAGUGCUGAGAUCAGCAAUGAACUGAAGAUCGACUCCAGCACUGUAGAGCGCAUUGACAACAGUCAUACACCUAACUUUGCCAUUAUACAGUUUGCUGUAGGAGAGCAUCGUUCACAGGUCAGUGUGGAGGUCCUUGUCGAGUAUCCGUUCUUCGUGUUUGGUCAGGGCUGGUCAUCCUGUUCUCCCGAACGGACCACCCAGCUGCUGGAGCUGCCGUGUACUAAGCUGUCAGUGGGCGACGUCUGCAUUUCUCUUACCCUGAAAAACCUAAGGAACGGCUCUAUCAAGAAGAACCAAGGCCAAGUUUUGGACGGGCCAACCCUCGGUCCACCCUUCAAGUCACCCAAAGCACACUCGAGUGCGGCGCGAGGGGGUCGUCGACACACAGAACAGGAGAACGGACUUGGGCAGUGCGGUGGAGUUCAGGGAAAUGGAGAGAAUGGAGAACUGAGGUUUGGGGAGAAGGACAUCUUCAAAGCACCACUGCCCACUGAAUCAGAGUCCAACAGCAAACCCACAGGACGCAAAAGGAGAUGGUCAGCACCUGAGGGCCGCAAAGUAGAAAAUCCAGAUGGAGAGCCCCCUUUAACGUUCCCCAAGCCUUCAUUUAUCCCUCAGGAGGUUAAAAUUAGUAUCGAAGGCAAAUCAAAUAUUGGCAAGUGAAUGCCCGUCGGACUAUCAGAGCUUAAAAAUGAAAUUAUACACGAAUUUAACCACAGAAUGUUAUUUCUUCAUUUUGAUUUCUGACUUUUGAUUUUCUAUCCAGAUUAUUGUACCUUAAAUCUAAAUUGACUCCAUAUGUACAUGAUCACAUCACAUAUUAACAUUGUAAUAGAUGCAUUCAAUAUUACACAGGCGAUUGGUUAAACUCGUUUAAUGUGGGCAAAUAUGCGAGAUAAAAAGGUUGUGGUUGCCCUAGCAUUGCGUGACUGCCUGAAAGGUAUAUGCAGACCAGUCUUAGCUAACAAGACUAAAAGUCUCUUAUUUCUGACAUCAUGUACAUUGUUUGGCCCAGUAGUCCAACUAGCAUUGAAUAAGCAUGAGAACUUUAGAAGAGAGAAGGUGGAAAACUGGUGUGAAUAACAUUGUUAACGGUGGCAGAACGGAUUUCACUUCUUCACUGGUUGCGGGAGUUUACAUGAUGUCAGCCAUCUUGUUUCAUCUGAUGUUUAACUGUGACCUAAAGAGAUUAUCAAUCCUAACAGUCGUUGCUGCAGUUAGACCUGCAUUGAUUAUAUGUACCUUUUCAAUAGUAAGAAGAGCUUUUCAACAACUACGGCAGCCUUUCCCAACCCUUUUCCUGGUGGCACACCAACUCAUUUUUUAGAUCUCUCCCACAUCUGACCGAAUUGUUUUCCAUUAUGGAGUAUCUAUUAAUGACCUGAUCCAGGUGUGUUUAAAUAGGCCUCUAGGAACAGGGUUGGGAAACAGCGUACCGUGGCACAGGCCAAGAAAGAUGAUGUCAUCAAGCGGUGCCAGUUGCUCCUAAGAAAGACGAAACUUCAUUUUGAACAGGGAUAAUGGUUGAGUCUAUUUUUAUAAAUAUCCAACUGUCUAACCUUUUUUAAUUUGAUGCUCUUUGUAGUUUUGCAUGUUUUAAUUUUCCGUUUCACUUCUCAAGCCCUCCUAUCAAAACUGAUAUUUGUUUCUUUUUAUGAUGAAUGUGUAAACCUUACAAUCAGGGGUAAUUUUUUUUACAUAGACAGAAGGGUUCAUGUCUGUGUAUAUGUGCAUGUGUUGAUGCAUACAAACACAAUAGUUUGGUCAUUUAGAGAAAGGGUAGAGCUGAGGUCAACCAGUCCCUUUGGUUUUAGUGCAGUCUCGCCUGUUUUUGAUAUGACAAGAGAAAAGAGAUUAUUUUGAAAGAAAGAGAAAGAAAGUUGGACGUAACGAGUGGUUGUCCUAAAGCAUUUUAAAAGCCUGUCAUAGCUUAGUCCAAUUAUAAGAUGGGUGAUAAUGAUUAUUAUAAUUAUUUUGUUAUGAUUGCUACUACUAUUUCCUGUUGAUUUUUCAACGUGAACACAGUACUGUAUGAUGACUUGGAUGUUGUGUGGGAGGACAUGAGGAUCUCUUACUUUGUGAAGAGAAGAAUGUACCAGGUUUAAGAAAGAAAAAAGGAAAA
Messenger RNA from Paramisgurnus dabryanus, 4074 nucleotides. Lineage: Eukaryota; Metazoa; Chordata; Actinopteri; Cypriniformes; Cobitidae. The record is from RefSeq and is a predicted model, not a curated record.